Molecule: messenger RNA, 1880 nt
Organism: Ceratitis capitata (Mediterranean fruit fly)
Lineage: Eukaryota; Metazoa; Arthropoda; Insecta; Diptera; Tephritidae
Gene: TrpRS-m
Product: tryptophan--tRNA ligase, mitochondrial
Exons: 4
Coding region: 95-1585 (496 amino acids)
Biological process (GO): mitochondrial tryptophanyl-tRNA aminoacylation
Cellular component (GO): mitochondrial matrix; mitochondrion
Molecular function (GO): tryptophan-tRNA ligase activity; ATP binding
Source: RefSeq, a predicted model, not a curated record
UUUUGGCAAAAUAAUAGCUUAUUUUAAUUAAAUAAAAGAAUUAAAUAUUUGAAAUAUAUUUUUUAUUUUUGCUUUGUAUACUCGUAAUAUACUAAUGAAUACACUGAAGGCAUUGUCAGGAGUCGUUGUACGCGAUGCAAUGCGUGGGAGUAGCUCAUUGAUCCUGUUGCAACAUCAACAGCGAAUGAACAUAUCAAGACGUCCAGUGAACAAGGCUAAGGCCGCUAAAGAGGUUGUUGAAGAAACUUCCGAUUACCCACAUAAGGUUUUUUCGGGCAUACAACCAACUGGCGCUUUGCAUUUGGGUAAUUAUCUAGGUGCAGUUCAAAAUUGGACUAGAUUGCAGAACGCCCAGGAGGAUGUAUCGUUUUGUAUUGUCGACAUGCACUCCCUGACAGUGCCACAGGAUCCCGUCACUUUACGAGAAAAUAUCUUUCAAAUGGCUGCCGCCAUGUUGGCAUGUGGCAUAGAUCCGGACAAGUCUACAUUAUUUGUGCAAUCAGCUGUGAAAGAACACGCAGAACUCUCCUGGAUUUUGGGUUGUAUGACAACUAUGGCACGUCUCGGCCACCUGCCGCAAUAUAAGGAGAAGACACGCGCUGUAAAAGAGAUACCAUUAGGUUUAUUCGUUUACCCAGUGCUGCAAGCAGCCGAUAUCAUGCUCUACAAAGCCACUCACGUGCCGGUCGGUGAGGAUCAAAUACAGCAUAUACAAUUAACACAACAUUUGGCACGCACCUUCAAUGGUAAAUACGGCAAUACAUUUCCAAUUUGUCAUGCCGUUCUGAGUGAUAAGAAUGCAGCGCGUAUACGCUCACUACGUGAUCCCAGUAAGAAGAUGUCCAAAUCUGAUGUUGAUCCAAAGGCGGUUAUAAAUCUAACCGAUGAUGCGGACGUUAUCAUAGAAAAGGUUAAAAAGGCUGUGACCGACUUCUGUUCGGAUGUACACUAUAAUGCGGAAACACGUCAGGGUGUAAGCAAUCUAAUAACCAUACAUUCACUACUCUCCGGUAAGAGCAUACAGCAAAUUUGUGAUGAAGCAAAGAGUAUAGAUACGGGCAAGUACAAGAUGCGUGUUGCCGAAGAAAUUGUCGAGCAUUUACGUCCAAUACGCAAUAAAAUCAAUCAACAGCUACUGCGACGCAACGAGCUUGUCUAUCUAUUGGAGAUGGGUGCUGAGAAAGCACGUGAAACAGCUGCUGUCACCUUAGCGGAAGUAAAACAAAAGCUUGGUAUGGGUGCUUUGGCUAAUAUGCCGACACUGAUAGAGCGAAAGGAAGAGGUAAAAGUCACGCCACAAGCUAAAAAGACUGUCGUAGAGACGAAAAAAAUUGGCGAUGUUGAAGUGCCUUUGGUGCCGAAGCAGCAAUUGCGCGUCGAAAAGAAGCAACAGAUGCGUGUUGAAAUACAAACGAAUGUGGAUAUGGAUUUAACAGCACCGCCAAAGCUAGAUGCUAAGACCAUACCACCAGCCAGUAAACCAGCGGAAACAUCACUAGUGGUUACGACAAAGGAUUUGAUACCCAAAAAACCGAGUGAAAGCGAACCCAAGAUUGACAAGCAGCAAAAGGAGAUUAAACUUUAGUAAAUAAUGUUGCUAAAUUAUGCUUAAAUAUAACAAUAAGUUGUUCCUCUCCCCUCUUUGGUUGUGUGUGAAACUUUUGUGAGCGUGAGUGCAUAUAGGGAGAGCAUGAUUAUUUAAAUUUGUUGUGUCUUCUAGAUUAUUCUAGAGCGUUAAUUAUAUUUUUUGCUUAUUUUUAUGUUUGAGAAAUCAUAAGAAGUAGCAAACAUUAACUUGCUAUUUCAGCUUUAAGCUAACAAAUUAGAAAAUGUUGAAUAUAAUUAAAUUUGAAAGCGGAAAAUAAAUUUGCGCUAUUGUG